This is a messenger RNA of Hypanus sabinus (Atlantic stingray), 1290 nucleotides long. RefSeq names its product oligoribonuclease, mitochondrial-like. Bases 7 to 852 code for a protein of 281 amino acids. Gene Ontology annotation, molecular function: 3'-5'-RNA exonuclease activity; nucleic acid binding. The transcript is spliced from 7 exons. The record is from RefSeq and is a predicted model, not a curated record. NCBI's taxonomy places the organism in Eukaryota, Metazoa, Chordata, Chondrichthyes, Myliobatiformes, Dasyatidae. Gene Ontology annotation, cellular component: mitochondrion.
AGGCUCAUGUUGAUGUUGCGUGGUUUCAGGGCUGGCCUUAAAGCCGAGUCUCUGUGCUCUGUGGCUGUGUUCUGGUCUUGGAGGGGUAGUCAUUUUGCUAAUUGCUUGUUCGGUAGCUUCACGCCUUCUGUCGGCCGCCCGUUUCUAGCUUCCCUACAGCCCGUAUUCCGUUCGAGUCCUGCAGCGUUGUUGAUGCCUCGGCGUCUCACCACCGUGGAAGCACAAGAUAUGGCAAAGAGAAUAGUCUGGGUAGAUUUAGAGAUGACUGGAUUGGAUAUAGAGAAAGAUAAAAUCAUAGAAAUGGCUUGCAUUAUAACUGAUGCAGAAUUGAAUAUAUUAGCUGAGGGUCCACACCUGAUUGUUAACCAACCAAAUGAGCUGCUGGAUGGCAUGUCAGAAUGGUGUGCACAACACCAUGGAAAGUCAGGUCUCACACAGGCAGUGCGGGAUAGCAAAAUCAGCCUGCAGCAAGCAGAAUAUGAAUUCCUUUCCUUUGUACGGCAGCAUACACCUCCAGGCCUUUGUCCUCUUGCAGGAAAUUCAGUCCAUGCUGAUAAGAAGUUUCUCGAUAAGUAUAUGCCACAGUUCAUGAGACACUUGCAUUACAGAAUAAUAGAUGUUAGCACCAUCAAGGAACUGUGCAGACGUUGGUACCCAGACAAAUAUGAAGAUGCACCAAAGAAGAAAGCCUCACAUAGAGCUUUGGAUGACAUCCAUGAGAGCAUCAAAGAGCUGCAAUUUUAUAGGAAGCAUAUAUUCAAAGAAGGCAAAGCAGAAGAGAAAAAAAGAAAAAUGCACCAAGAAAAUGGCGACAGUAGCAAGCAAGAUAGCCAGAUCCAAGCCUCUGAUUAACAUGCUGAAAAAGCUCUUCAAACAAUUCUUAAAUGGCCAUUUGCACAAUUCUUGCUCUGACUCUGGGCACUUCAAUAUGCAAUAUUGUUUGUGACAAUUAAAAGCAUUGUCCAAAAUAUCUUCCAUGUUGUUUUUUUUUUGAGCAAUUGCAAUGAAACGUUAGCGAGUUGACAUCGUUUUAACUGGAACCCUUUUGCAAGUUAAAUUCGCAGGAGCAUUAAUUUGGAAUGCUGCUUGAACUUUGAACAUUGCAUCUGAUAUUAUCUUGUCUCUUUCUGGUAGAGAAGUGCUUUAAACCCAACUGCACGUAAUAAUGCAUGCUCAGUGACUUAUUAGUGUUUUGGCUGAUCUUGAGCUGAUUUUUUUGUAAAUCGUGUUCAAAUGUUUGGACUAUAGAUAAGAAGUUCUGAUUACUGAGGCCUUUUACAUUGUCUAUUC